Molecule: messenger RNA, 2274 nt
Organism: Boleophthalmus pectinirostris (great blue-spotted mudskipper)
Lineage: Eukaryota; Metazoa; Chordata; Actinopteri; Gobiiformes; Gobiidae
Gene: lrrn2
Product: leucine rich repeat neuronal 2
Exons: 1
Coding region: 1-2274 (757 amino acids)
Molecular function (GO): protein binding
Source: RefSeq, a predicted model, not a curated record
AUGAGGCCCCAACCAUCACCCUUGCAUUGCACUGUUUGUAUCUUCCUGGUCAUUUGCGUGCCUCUAGUGGUGGGUAACCUACCACAUUCACUGCCCUGGCAUGUCUCCUGCCCAAUCCGCUGCGUCUGCCAAAUCAAGCCGUGGUUUUCCUUUGACUCCUUGUACCACGAGGCGCCAACUGUGGACUGCAAUGACCUACUGCUAACCAAGCUUCCAUCACCCAUUCCCAAAAACACACACACGCUAAGACUGCAGAGUAAUCUUCUUUCGGACUUGGACACUUCAACGUUGCAAAAACUCCCAAAUUUGACCGAUCUCGACUUAUCGCAAAACCGUUUCAACCAUAUUCGAACAAUAACGUCAGGUCCCCCAUUGCGGUAUUUGCUAGCACUGCAUUUAGAAGAAAACCAUUUAAGCCACCUACCGGAUGCAUCUUUCCCGUCACUGCCAGUGUUGCAAGAACUGUUUUUAAGUCACAACAAUUUGCAUACGAUUUCGCCAGGAGCAUUCACUGGCUUGGAUAACCUGCUUCGCCUGCAUAUCAACAAUAACAGACUGACCACAAUAGAUCCAAGAUGGUUCAAAGCGUUACCGAAGUUGGAGGUGCUGAUGUUAGGUGGAAAUCCGGUAGUAGCGUUACCGGAACAAGCGUUUAUCGCGUUGAAAUCUUUGCGGAGUCUCGUUCUUGGCGGGAUGGGGCUACAAAAUCUAGCAGAGAAAGCGCUAGAUGGCUUGGAUCAGCUAGAAAGUCUAUCCUUCUUUGACAACCAACUUACAAAAGUCCCCACUGCAGCCUUGCGAAGAGUUCCUGGUCUCAAAUUCCUCGAUCUGAACAAAAAUCGGAUAAAAAUAAUUCAGAAUGGUGAUUUCCAUGACAUGGUGCAUCUUAAGGAGCUCGGUUUAAACAACAUGGACGAUCUGGUUUCAAUUGAGAAAGGAGCGCUGGAAAAUCUCCCAGAACUAACCAAACUUGAAAUCACAAAUAAUCCACGUUUGUCCUACAUUCAUCCUCACGCAUUUCUUAAACUAACCAGGCUUGAAAGUUUAAUGCUAAACUCAAAUGCUCUUAGCGCUCUACAUCACAAUAUCAUGCUAUCUUUGCCCAAUUUGCAAGAAGUUAGCUUACACUCCAACCCGUUACGUUGCGAUUGUUUAUUCCGCUGGGCUGCUGAAGAAUCUCCCCAUCUUUAUAUCGACAAAGAUCAAACUGAUUCCCAAGCGCUUCGAGUUGUACGAUUUAUCCAACCGCAAGCCACUCUUUGCGCCGAGCCUCCGGAACUGAGAUCGCGAAAAGUUCGGGAGGUAUCAACUCUGGAGAUGUCUGCGUCUUGCCUUCCGAUGAUCCCGUCAAAUUCUCUCCCUUCGUACGUCGGCGUGAGAGAAAACGGAAAACUGGUCUUGCAUUGCCGCGCGCUUGGUGAUCCGCAACCGGAAAUCUACUGGGUAACUCCUUCUGGGAUGAAAUUGGGACCAAAUAAACCGAAUUCAUGUCGCAAUUUCUCAAGAUCGAAUCAUAACGUUACUUCUAGCAGAAAUCAGGACAGUCAGAAUAGGUCGUUAUGCUAUCGGAACAAGCACUACAAGCUACUUCCUGAGGGUACUUUAGAAAUCAGCAAGGUGACAUCCCAUGAAGCCGGACUGUACACUUGUAUUGCUGAAAAUAUUCUAGGCGCAGAUACAAGAAGCGUAACCCUUGGCGUGCAUGCUCGAGAAAACCGUCGGAAAAAAGUGAAUUUGAAAGCGUUUUUGCGAGCUGAGGUUGCCAGAUUGGAAUUAAGGGAAGUUGGAGAACGCUAUGCCAUCCUUUCUUGGCAAAAUGUACGUAACUUACCUUCAACACGUCUAUCGUGGCAAGCCAUAUACGCCAAUUUGCACACGCCGACUUACACGACAAGAAUCCUCGCUGGAACACAAAGUUUUAAUCUAACGCAUCUGCAACCGGAGACGUUUUACAGGGUAUGUCUCCACCUAGGGGUCGCAGACGAUAGCAAGCGCGUAAGCAAAAGGGUGAGAAGCGUUCGAAAACCUCAAUGCGUCACGUUUAGGACAAAAGAAGCAGAGGAGCCGGAAGCUAGUCUCGAGCUGAAACCGGAGCUGACGUCGACGGCGGUGACGCUUCUGCUGCUGGCGCUGAUCCUGCUAGCUCUGGCCGGGCAGAGCUUUGAGACGGAGGGUCAGAAGGGUGAUCACGUGAUGCUGCUGCAGGAAGUGAAAGGUCAUGUGAUCCAGGUCAAAGAAGAAAAAGGAGGAGAGAGUGAGAAAGUGCCGUUGUGA